AUGUCUCUCUGUACUGCCGCUUUUCGUGUUCAUGUCUAUUUAUCCUAUCAGUUACUGUCUCGAUCGAUCGAUCUAUCUAUCUAUCUAUCUAUCUAUCUAUCUAUCUCCUCUCUCUAUAUAUAUAGUUUUAUUUCAGUCUAUGUUCACAUUUUCUAUUCUGUUUGUUUAUUUAUCCUUUAUUCUUUCCUAAAUAUCUUUCUAUCUGUUUGUCUAUCCUAUCUUUCACUAUCUCUCACACCUUCUAUCUCUCUCCCCCACUCUCUCUCUCUCUCUCUCUCUCUCUAUGUUCAAGGCUUUUUAUCUUGUUUAUGCUUCUCUCUAUCCUAUCUCUCCAGCUAUCUAUUUAUCAAUCUAUCGAAUCUUUCUAUCAUGUUUAUUGAUCUUUCUCUCAUAUCUAUUUAUCUCUCUCUCUCUAUCUUUCUUUCUGUCUAUCCACCCCCUCUCUUUAUGCGCCUGUUAAAGAAAGAAAGUUGCCAUUCCUUUGUUAAAUGCAUGCGCCAUAGCACGCAUGCGCUUAGCAAAAUCUCACUUUCAGCUGGGAUUUUCUUCUCGUGA
Acanthosepion pharaonis is the source of this 555-nucleotide messenger RNA. The record is from the annotation of a GenBank genome assembly. NCBI's taxonomy places the organism in Eukaryota, Metazoa, Mollusca, Cephalopoda, Sepiida, Sepiidae.